Molecule: messenger RNA, 765 nt
Organism: Cucumis melo (muskmelon)
Lineage: Eukaryota; Viridiplantae; Streptophyta; Magnoliopsida; Cucurbitales; Cucurbitaceae
Product: GDSL esterase/lipase At5g55050-like
Exons: 3
Coding region: 15-440 (141 amino acids)
Molecular function (GO): hydrolase activity, acting on ester bonds
Source: RefSeq, a predicted model, not a curated record
GAGAUAUAGAGAGAAUGUUGAAGUGUGGCUCCAUUAUGGCUUCAAAUUUUCAUGGCUUCUUCUUUAUCUUCAUCUUCAUCAUCUUUAGUUAUUUGACAUUAUUUGUGGAAGCUGCGGCUUUGGUUCCUGCCAUGUUUGUAUUUGGAGACUCAUUAGUGGAUGUUGGUAACAACAAUUAUCUUAAUUUUUCAUCACCCAAAGCCAACUUUUAUCCUAAUGGUAUUGACUUUCCCACCGGAAAACCCACCGGAAGGUUCUGCAAUGGCAAGAAUCCGGCUGAUUUUCUUGCUGAGAAAGUGGGUUUGGCUAGUGCACCAUCAUAUCUUUCAAUUAUUGAGAAUAGCAGUCGUCAUACACAUAACAUCAAUAGAGGCAUCAACUUUGCUUUCGGAGGAGCCACGAUCAUUCCACAAUCAAAUCAAAUAAUUAUUUGGGAGUGAAUAAAGCAAAAGCAUAUACUUCCAAAUCUCUAUAUUUUAUAGAAAUUGGAAGCAAUGACAUAUUUGCCUACUUUGCAUCAACCAACCUUCGGAAAACCUACAUUCCUCCACAAUAUUUGGACUUAAUGUUUCACCAUUUCGAGAAGCAAUUAAAGGUAUGUUGUCAAAGAUGUUUAUAUGUUAUUCUUUUUGUACCUUGCUAUAUUUUAUUAUAACAAAACAAUAAUUUACUAACCUCAUUGGAUAACAUAUAUACAUCAUUCCAAUUUCUACAAACUAUGGAAUGAGAGAUAACUAGCAAAAUAGAGAGAAUUUCUUAUUGAUA